Messenger RNA from Pararge aegeria (speckled wood butterfly), 4417 nucleotides. It is a transcript of the gene enc, whose product is annotated as R3H domain-containing protein 2-like. Gene Ontology annotation, molecular function: nucleic acid binding. Bases 741 to 4244 code for a protein of 1167 amino acids. NCBI's taxonomy places the organism in Eukaryota, Metazoa, Arthropoda, Insecta, Lepidoptera, Nymphalidae. The transcript is spliced from 31 exons. The record is from RefSeq and is a predicted model, not a curated record.
UUUUGUGAAAUUCAUAAAAUCGCGUUGAUUUCGUGAAAAUACACGGACGUGGUUGCUUUCAGUUUCGGUCAUGAGCGUCUAUCCACAGCGGACCAUUGUGUUCUACGUGUAGAUUUUAAGUGAUUUUCCAUUAGUUAGUUUCAGACCAGUAUGAAUUUUCUUACUGAAUAAAAAUAUCUCCAGGAUUUUCACAGAUUUCCACUCUUGCACUGGAAAUGCGCAUAAGUGAUCUGGCUGUACAAUAAACACAAAGUGGUAGUUUUUCCAUCGUAGUGACCAGUGCUUACAGUUUUCUAUUUCGGACAUCUAGUAGGGUCUAAAUUUACUUUUAUAGGUGAUGUGAUAAAUUGCUUUGGGUGAGACGUAGAAAAUUGCAUAAAUGGAUUCGACCAUCGUGAAGAAGCAUCGCAUAACCUGACCACAGACUGAGUUUUGGAAAAAAAAAACAAUGCUAUCCAAAAACAGCCGUCCAAACCUAAGCACAGAUUGCAACACUAUAAAGAACCUUAAAAUUAAAAAGAAAACGAGCUUACCGACUAUAAAACACCCAAUCUGUAUACAAAGGGAGUUCUGAAGCUUUAACUUCUAGACGAUUGCCUUCUCUAGUUCUUGAUUGGUCCAAUUUUUCUGUUAUAUAUAAUAAUAGAUCGAUGUUAGUGCUAGAUAUAGUAUAUAUAGACAUAGUUGUGCUACAUAUAAGUUAUAUGUUACUACGGUUAAAUUGAAAGAGUGGUGCUGCAAUGGAGAAACCAGAAAUGGAGAAGGUCGGUCCUGCGUCCGAAGACGCCGGACUCAAUAGAAAUAGGAGUUUCAAAUCCAAACAGCUUGUGCGAAGCCAAGCAAUCCGUGAAUCGACAUCGCCCCCUCGAACUACUUCACCGUACGCGACAAAUAAUGGCCCGUCGACUGAGCGAACUGACACCGUGGUCAGUGACAGGACUGAUAACAGCGACUCUAGUCACAGUGGCAGGUGCAGUGUCAUCACCAGUGACCGGUGUGACAGAAAACAGCCCGUCGAAAUACAGAUAACUAGCGGUAGCUGGGAAGCGGACGUCCAAUCGGAACAAAGGCUACGCACUCGCCGAUGGCUCGGUCACCGUCCCCACUCAGACUCCUCUCGGGACCUGUUGUCCUACAACCCGCGCAUUGCGUGUGUUUGCGGGGCAUGCGCAUGUCCACACUGCAAAGGUCGUCGGAGGAAACACUUGUGUCCUACAAAGCAGGACUCCGGUAUCGCCUGCUCGGAUGACUGUCCAGAUUGCACAGACUCUGAACAAGCUGGUCCGCACGGGGAUGGUGCUAGAAAAGCUGGCAGUUUCGAUAUUGAGGAACAAUCUUUCUUCUGCAGGUGCCCCGAACGCAAAGAUUCUCCUAAGACUGUAUCACUGGGUGCUUAUGAGCAAGAGGAGCCCACUGGUCCAGAAAUAGUGAACUUCUUGAAGACCACUCUAAACAAGAACCCCAAAGAUAGAAUGACUCUGCUGAGGAUAGAGAAGGAACUGUACUCGCUUGUUAAUGAUAAAGGGCGUUGCAUAGUUCGGUUCCCGGUGAUGACGUCAUACGGCCGGAUGCUGGUACACCGGUGUGCAGCUCUUUUCCAGCUGGCCCACCAUCCGGACCAUUCGAACAAAAACUCCGUACUUGUAUCCAAAAGCGGAACAGGCGGUGGCAGGAUACCGUGCACGAGUUUCCGCGAGUGGUGCACGGCAAACUUUCCGAGAUCUCCACCACGGAGGCAUGAAGAUACGCACGCAAAGUCAAUACUGAAGCGUUGCGAAGGCGGCUCGGGUUCCAUACCAGCUGUAUCAGGAGGUAGAAGUAAAUCGCUCGAACAACGAGAGAGGGAGUACGAGAGAGUGAGACGAAGGAUAUUUAGCACGGAUAACUGUACGCAAGAUGAAACUCAGUGGCCCUGGCUCGCCAACGGACCAGUGAAGCUACUGACGCCGGACAGUGGAAGACACAAACUGUUAAAAGUGCAGUCCCUGGAAAGCCGUGGUGGCCCGGAAUCAGCGACCCGCGGGCCAGUGUCGAAAAGUCAUAGUUUCGGCGGCUACACCGCGGAACCACCGCAGCAAAGGAUAUUAAGCAAACAAGGUGACCAGGCGUUAAGUAGUUGGCGCUUAUCCCCUUCUAGUUCUGGGUACAAAACCCUCAGUCUACGGAGCACAGACUCCGUUACUCCAUCGCCCUCUCCGACAGGUGGUACAAGUCCGGAGCCGGCGAUGGAAGGCACUACCCUCGUGUGGGCCGUCACCAACAUGGCCGCCGUGCCACCCGGCGCACUCGUUAUUCACCCCCAGACUUGUCGCCCAAUCACCAACCCCGAUGGUAGUGUCUACCAUUUUGAUCCGAACAACCCGCCAACUUUGUUCAACACCGCUGCCAAUGUAGCGAAAGAUGAUAAGAUCGAUCCAAACAACGAAACUAGGAGGGGGAAGUUGGAGAAACAACAUUCAUUUAUAGACAACGAAUGUGACUGUCAACCCACAGAAGAAUGCCGCAACAAAUGCUGCUGCGAGUGUCGAAGACACGAAUGCUGUCCGAGAGAUACAAGUGAAAAGAGCUCACCACAACAACCAAAGUCAACAUCUAACCCAAUGACUCCAGUAGAAGCCAGGCCAGAUGUCAUAUCAAAGGAAUCAAAAUCGGAAACGCCACUAAUCCGAAACCAACCCGAACAAAAAAUCAAUCAAUUCGAAACGACUCAAAGGGAGCCACCAAUACCAAUAGAAACACAAAUAGGUUACGAUGUUUCAAACUCAGCCAAUCAAUCGCCCUGCAACCCAAGGCCAUUAGAAUCAACCAGUCACAGGCCGGUAUACGAGCAGACUGUUUACGAAUCACCCAGUCAGGGGGCUUUUGAUAAUCGUGUCGAUAAUAGAUUCGAAUAUCAAAAUCCGAGAUUUGUCAGAAUGCCGGAUGAAGCGUUCCAACAAACCUAUGUGCAGGGAUACAGGAAUGAAGAUAUAAUAUCCCCACAAUCGGUGAUGAACUACACUCAAGGGGAUUUGAUGGAGAUGCAAAACAUGAUGCAGGCGAAGGUUACACCUAUACCCGUGCCCGAUCCCAAUAUGCGGCCGAUUACACUGGCAAACGUGGUGUAUCCGACGUCGAUGCCGCCUCCCAACGUGUAUCCCUACGUCAACCCGUGCAGAAUCGAACAGUCUAUCCAACCGGCACCGCUAUACCAGCCGUUAAUACAGACUGAAGAGCCGAAGCAGCUCACGUCAUCACCCCAAAACGAGAACACCUUCAGAAUCGAUCCAAGUUAUCCGUACGCGGCGGAUUUUGGGUCCGCUUGUGGAGCGUGCGACACAGCGAACAUACAGCAGCCUCGAGGGUAUAACGUGCCGUACGCACAAGUGGAGGCGCCGCCGGGCAUGCAGCAGUACGCCGUGCCCAAUGUGCUGAUCCAACAGCCAAUGCAGCAUUACCAGUAUCAAGAACCGAUUCCACUCCAGUGGCAGAACAUCCAACCGACUACCAUAAGCUCGCCGGCUGCGCCUAAAGUGAUGCUGCACGAUUUGUACCACCCGGUCGUCUACCCCAACGUGUACCAGCCCUACAACAUCGUGUAUCCUCAGGUGAUACCGCAAGCGUACCCAAUAGUCCAGCAGGUGUACCCGAUUAUAGACAAGCAGCAAGAACCACGGCGGAACUUCCCCCGCCCCAGGCGAGAGUUCACCCGCACCCCCCAGACUCCCUCCGAUGAAAAGUACGACGAGACAAAAAGAGAAGAGCGACAGAGCGAGAUAGCUAUGAAGAUUCAGCAGAUUAAAGAUCAGAUGGCGCAGUUGAAUACGAACGAUACAGGGAGAAAUGACUGGAGAAGGAGGAAUAGUGGGAGUGGUAUCUUGGGGAGCUAUCCUGUCAACUUUAACGGGAGAUUUAUGGCGCCGUCACACGAUGAAGUUCAAAUGAACCCCGCUGCGCGUGCGAUUGUUCAUUCGAUACGAAGCAUACACCCCAAGAGUAAUUAUUAUCAACAAGAUAACCGUCGCUUCGAGCCGCGCGGCGACCGCGGGCGCGGUUUCCGCCCGUUUGGACCGAGCCGUCGCGACGCGUUCGACAACGAAGACCGCAGGGACCGGCGACCACAGCAAACGCCGCUCUACCGCCCGCCGUAUCUGUUCAGACAGAUGUCGCCUAGUACGUGGUGCAGACGGUCACCCGGGCCCGUGCCUUCUCCUUUCAACCAACCGCGUCGAACUUACCCGGACACUAGAAGCGUGCGUCGCUGAACCAAAAAAAAAAUAUAAAUUUAGUUAUAAAUAAUUUACCGCAGACAUAUCCCAAUAUUACACGAUCCUUGUUGAUAAAAAAUAACUUCCAAUUAAAUAACAAAAAAAAAUUUGAUUGAUUUAUUUAUCUUCAAAAAAUUAGGUAAUAUGUUUUAAGUGGGAAAAAUGUAUUU